ACAAACCGCACCGUCACGAAACAGCAUCCUUCGCAAGGGCAUCUCCGCGCAGUCGCAUACAGUCUACGAUGCCCUCCGUCUCCUCCGGCCACGCGCUGGACCUGGAAAAGUUCCUCAAAUCGCUCAAGGGCCAGCCAUUGGAGGCUUCCAUCAACAGCUUGAUAUCCCUCCUCAAGCGAAGACAGAUCAAGGGAUCCGAGCCCUGCGCCGUCGCCACCGCCCACAUCCUCCUCCAGGUCGUCGCCCGCUCAAAAUGGCACGACGUCGACAGCCUCCUGAUCAACGUGUCCCGGACCGGCCGUAAGCUGGUCGACGCCCAGCCCAACGAGCUCGUCAUUGGCAACAUUGUGCGCCGCGUCCUGGGCCUGAUCCGCGACGAGGCGUCCGAGGACCGAGGCGACGCCGGCGACGAGUCUGCGAGCGAUGCGCCGACCCCGACGGACAUUGUGCCGCCAGCAGCCACCAGCCAGCAGUGGGCGACAAGACGCCUCGACUCGGCCAACAGCGCAGCCCCGGCGGCGCGUCCCCCGAUUGUCUCGUCCUACAGCUCCAUCAACCCGCCCAAAUCGCUCUUCCACCUGCUGUCGACCUCUCCGCCCGCCGACGGAGACGUGUCGCCGUUUCGAAACUCGGGAGCCUCGACGCCGACGUGGAGGGGCAACUCGAGCCAGAUCCACGCGCUGCGCUCCGAGGUCAUUGACGGCAUCGAGGAGAUCAAGGACGAGAUCAGCCAGGUGGACGACCAGAUCGCCGCCUCGGCAGAGGUGCAGAUUCACCCGGGCGACUUGGUGCUGGUCCACCAGCCCUCGACGACGGUGGAGCGCUUCAUCCUGCGCGCGGCUCAGAAGCGCAAGUUCACGGUGCUCAUCGCCGUGGCGCCGCCGAGAAGACACUCUGCCGAAGGCCAGCACGCGACGUUUAGGAAGAAGCUGUCGGCCGCGGGCAUCACAGUGGUCAACGUCAUGAACGGCGGGCUGAUGGCCUACAUGUCCCGCGUCAACAAGGUCAUCAUCGGGGCGAGGGCGAUUGUGGCCACCGGAGGGGUCGUUGCCGACGCCGGCGCGGCAGCCAUUGCCCGGGCCGCCAAGGAGCAGGGCACCGCCGUGGUCGUGCUCAGCGGCGUGUACAAGCUGAGCCCGGAGAGCCCCUUUGACGAGAGCUCGCUGAUUGAAUGGGGCGACUCGUCGACCUUUGUGAGCUUUGCGGAUGGCCCGCUGGUGAGCGGCGCGGAGAUUCGAACCGCGCUCACCGAGCUGAUUCAGCCCGAGCUCGUCGACACCUACAUCACCAAUCUGGGCACACAUUCGCGCGACCACCUAUCGAGCUUGAUCUCAGACCACUACAAGCGAGAAGAUGCCGACUUUCACAUCUGGGAGGAGGCUGAGCCGUGA
Messenger RNA from Trichoderma reesei QM6a, 1391 nucleotides. RefSeq lists its product as uncharacterized. Gene Ontology annotation, cellular component: eukaryotic translation initiation factor 2B complex. Bases 69 to 1391 code for a protein of 440 amino acids. NCBI's taxonomy places the organism in Eukaryota, Fungi, Ascomycota, Sordariomycetes, Hypocreales, Hypocreaceae. Gene Ontology annotation, biological process: translational initiation. Gene Ontology annotation, molecular function: translation initiation factor activity; guanyl-nucleotide exchange factor activity. The record is from RefSeq and is a predicted model, not a curated record. The transcript has 3 exons.